AUGGAGCCGGGCAUGAUCGCCGUCGACAACUCGUCGGCAGGCCGCUGUGAUGAAUCGUCUGGGCCGGCCGCGAGUGGCUGUCAACCUCCGCGCUUCGACCUGACGCUCUUCUUCGAGCAGUCGGUCCUCACCGUCGGCCCAUGCGUCCUGCUCCUACUCAUCCUGUUGCCGCGAGCCGCCUACCUGUCUCGUGUCAAGCCCAAGGUCCUGCGGCACCCCAUUGGUGUUGUCAAGAUAAUUGCACAUGCUACUGUCGUCUUGUUGUACCUGGCUCUUCUCGUUACCUGGUCGCGCCAGCACCGAGGCGACACCCCAGUCCCUCUCGUUGCCGCCACGCUCGGCUUUGUCAAUGCUCUGGCUCUGAGCUGCCUGAGUUACCUGGAGCAUCGCCGAUCUGUCCGUCCCUCCAGCGUCAUCCUCGUCUACCUCGUCUUCUCCUGCGCCUUUGACGCCCUGCAGUGCCGCACUCUAUGGCUUCUCGGCCGGCAACUGGUGGCGCCCCUGUUCUCCGCCACAUUGGCCUGCAAGCUCCUUGUUCCCGCCCUCGAGCUCGUCGAGAAGCGUCACAUGCUGCUGCCUCCUUGGGCGGCUCUCGCGCCCGAGACGACAAGUAGCGUCAUCAACAGGGGUGUCUUUUGGUGGCUCAAUGGCCUGCUACUCCGUGGCUUCCGCGCGACCUUGUCGGCAGAUGAGCUCUACCCGCUCGAUCAUGGCCUCAAGUCAAGGCCGUUACUCGGCAAACUGCCAUUCCUCAUCAAGCGCGUCAUCCUUUACAUUCAGCAAGAGCGCCAACAAGGCGACGCGUCGAGGAACGUGGGAUUCGCCCUCGUAGGGGCAACGGGCCUCGUCCAUCUCGGUACCGCCAUCUUGCGUAGCUUCUACCAGCAGAACCUAUUCCGCUCCUUGACCAUGAUUCGAGGAUCCCUGGUCUCGCUCAUAUACGUCGAGACCUUAAGUGCCGGUGCUGCCUUGUCCCGAGACCCAGACACGGCAGCCCUCACACUCGUCGGUCCCGACGUCAUGGCAAUUACGAGAUCCUUCGAGACCUUGCACGAGAUCUGGGCCAACCCCAUCGAGAUUGCUCUGGCCAUAUGGCUCCUGGCCAGAGAACUUGGCGCGGGAUGCAUCGGACCCGCCGUGGCAGUCAUUGUGUGCACCAUCAUCAUGUCGAGACUCUCCACUCACAUGGGACCGGCCAUGAAGGCUUGGAACGAGUCGAUCCAGCGGCGCAUCUAG
Messenger RNA from Hirsutella rhossiliensis, 1236 nucleotides. RefSeq names its product ABC multidrug transporter. NCBI's taxonomy places the organism in Eukaryota, Fungi, Ascomycota, Sordariomycetes, Hypocreales, Ophiocordycipitaceae. Gene Ontology annotation, molecular function: ATPase-coupled transmembrane transporter activity; ATP binding. The transcript is spliced from 5 exons. Gene Ontology annotation, cellular component: membrane. The coding region runs from base 1 to 1236 and encodes 411 amino acids. The record is from RefSeq and is a predicted model, not a curated record. Gene Ontology annotation, biological process: transmembrane transport.